Molecule: messenger RNA, 1041 nt
Organism: Saccharomycopsis crataegensis
Lineage: Eukaryota; Fungi; Ascomycota; Saccharomycetes; Ascoideales; Saccharomycopsidaceae
Exons: 1
Coding region: 1-1041 (346 amino acids)
Biological process (GO): cell wall organization; carbohydrate metabolic process
Cellular component (GO): extracellular region; fungal-type cell wall; cell surface
Molecular function (GO): glucan endo-1,3-beta-D-glucosidase activity
Source: RefSeq, a predicted model, not a curated record
AUGCUUCCAACCUCAAUACUCACUGCUUUUGCCUUCUGCCUGGCUUUUGUCAGCGCUGCACCAAUUGAUUGGGCCACCGUUAACUAUAAUGUUAACUGGGCCACUGUGCAAUACAACCUUCCAGCAACUACUAAAGCUGCUGUUGCUGCUGCUGCCACCACUCAUGCCGCAGUUGCAACCGUGGCUGCUCAGCAAAAGAAUGUGGCUGCCACCACUUCCAAGUCCUCCAAUACUGCAUCCAGUUCCAGUUCCAGUUCCGGUUCCUCUUCUGAUUCCACUAGCUCAUUUGGCUCCAAUAGUGCUGUUGCGUUUUCUCAAUACAAAGAUAGUGGUGGUUGUAAAUCCAAAAGUGAGCUAGAAGCCAGUAUCAGGGCUAUGAGUUCUUACAGUGUCAUUAGACUUUACGAUACCGACUGUGAUAUAGUUAGCAUUGCCAUGGCAACUAAAGCUUCAAAUCAAAAGAUCUUGGUCGGGAUCUUUUAUCCUGAUAAAUGGUCUGAUGGUGUUAACACCAUUAAGUCAGCUGUUUCUGCCAGAGGAACCUGGGGCGAUAUCUUCGCUAUCACCGUUGGUAAUGAAGAUGUGAAUGAUGGGACCUACACUGCUAGUCAAAUGGCUGGAUACGUCUCAAGUGUCAAGAGUGCCAUCAGUAAUAAAGUCCCAGUCGCUGCCGUUGAUGUCUACUCAACUAUCUGGAAUAACAAAGAUUUGUGUAAUGGGGACUUUGUUGCAGCUAAUGCUCAUCCUUACUUUGAUGACAGUACCAGUGCCGGUGAUUGUGGAACCUGGUUGCAAACCCAAAUUACUAAAUUGAAGAGUGUCUGCCCAGGUAAGAAUAUCUUGAUUACCGAAACUGGCUGGCCAACUGCUGGUGACUCUGGUAGAGCUAGCAGUUCUUCUCAAUCAUCUUGUCUUAACUCUAUUAAAUCCAGCUCCAUUAAAGACCAAGUGACUUUGUUCUCCAUGUGGAAUGAAAAGUGGAAGAGUAGUGGUGUUGAACCAUACUGGGGUAUGAACGGUAACGAUCCUAAUGCCUCCUGA